CAGGUUUCAGACCUCAACUGUAGCAUGUUAAUAGCAAGGAGGCACCUCUGACCAGGUCCAGGAUGUGCAAGCAAGCUGCCAAAGAGAAGAUGUUCAUAAAGAGAAGCUUCAUCAAAGCACUUUCGUCUUGGCAUCUCGACCCUUCUCAAUUCCGCUAUGGUGGACGUGAAGGCUGGAAGAGCUACGCUCUAAUUUAUGGCCCAGCUCAACGGAUGCUAAGCGUGCGCAUUAAAGAUGGCUGCCGCGGUGGACGAGAGCAGUUCACAUGGGGCUCCAUCAAGGAGCAGGAGUUCAAGGAUCGGGAAUCAUACCUUGGCCAGUCCACCAAGGUUGGCCAAAUGGGCAAGUUUGGAAAGUACUACUUGCACGACUGGUAUGCCAGAAAGCGGGACACUACUGCCAGCAUUGCAGAAGAGCGAGGUGCAGUGCAGGCAUACGAAGAAGAAUUGAUGCAGGAGGCCUUGGGACUUAAGCCAAAGAAGCUUCUCCUGGCCAAGAAGCAGAUGAAUGAGGAAGAGCUCAAGGAGUUCUUAAAAGCGAAGAAGAAUGAUGAGGGCCGCGAGGCUAUGGGGCCUCAGAAGAAAGUCAUGCGGAAUGAGCUUGGUGAAGAGGUAGUCACCAGCAACGAAGACCAAAUGGCACAAGCUGUGCGAGAUGGAACUCUGAAAGGCUUGGGGUUCGCUUCGCACCGCGAUGCCAAGCUGGAGAGGAUCAAAGCCCAGACCCUUGGGACGGAAUCGGAGCUGAAAGGGCUGAAAGAGCUUCCGAAGGCUCCGGUCAAAGGCGAAGUCAUGAAACUGGAAGUCAAGACUGAGGUGAAAACUGAAAUUGAUGCCGUGGCGUCAGGGUCCUCGAAAGUUGAAUCAGAGGUGAAAGAUGAAGCCAAGGAGGAGGAAGAGGUUGCUGGCAGGUCUGAGGAUGACACAAAAGCAGAGAAAAAGGACAAGAAGGAGAAGAAGAAGGACAAGAAAGCCAAAAAGGCAGCAAAGAAACUGAAGAAGAUGGAGAAGAAAGUUGCUAAGAAGGAGAAGAAAGCAAAAAAGGAGGCCAAACUUCUUCAAAUAGAAAGAGCAAUGCAGGAAGCUGGUGUUGCCGGUGUGAAGCGCAAGAAGUCCAGUUCGAGCAGUAGCUCCUAGCCAAUCAACUCACGGUUGGUGCAGCUAACCUGGCAAGAACCAGCAGGAGUGAUGCGACUGCCACCCAGCACGUCUGAGCGAAACGUGCACCUUGCCACUUAGAGAAGUCGGGCACCGGGCCAGUCUGAUUGAUUCAGGCCGGGC
Molecule: messenger RNA, 1280 nt
Organism: Durusdinium trenchii
Lineage: Eukaryota; Dinophyceae; Suessiales; Symbiodiniaceae
Source: the annotation of a GenBank genome assembly